AUGACGUACCCUAUCAGUCAAUCCCAGCUGCUUGUCCAGUCUCCAGACGCGCUGUCUUCAGCACGAAGUACAUUGGAGAAAGAAUCAGCACAGUUGGAGAAGUCACAUCGGGAAUUAGAACGAAUGAUGAUGAUGUGUACCGUUUUCAAUGAUGGAAUCCUCAUUCACAGGAAUCCCGAGAAGCCAGAAUAUGCCUUGGUCGUUGGAGGCCGCAUUCCGAAAGCAAAGGAGAUGACCUUGGGAGAGGCUGAAUUAUUCAAGAAUAACUCCAUCCGCUCGAAGUUCGGGCUUGAAUUAUUGGGCGAUAUGCCCCCAAAGCGCAUUUUUUGCUCGAGAACUUGCAGGCGCUGUAACCGUCCCUCUGGCCUCCGAUGUUCUGCAUGCAGAACAUGCUACUGCUCAAAGCUGUGUCAAGCCAAGGAUUGGAAAAGACACGUAUUCGCCUGCUGCGCCAAGGGUCGGCCAAACGACGUGGAUCGUCUUAAGAUUAUGACCAGACAGUGGAUCUUUGCAUCGCAAGACAAAAGCUCCCGAACAACACUGCUCACGGCCCUGUUUUCCGACGGUGAUCUCUGUAAGAUGUUUGGGUUCAACCAGUGUGUCGAAGAGUUUGAAGUGGCCAACCUUUUCUGCAUAUACGCCAACCUAGUGCAGAGUGUUGGAUCUGUAAAUCUUCAACACUAUGUUGAUGAGCAACUUCUGGGCGAUUUUAUCCAAAGUUGGAUCUCUGCAAGCCAAAUUCAUAGGCCCGGUGAUGAUAGGGACUGUCCUUGUUUUCCAUGGUUUCUCAGCAAACGCCUGACAGGCUUCGAUAUUCCACAUAAGGAAGGGUCCUACACAUACCAGGUCCAUGCUACGAUUAACCUCAAGCGAUACUUUUCUCCUGGAUCCGGUUUAUCUCAUUCUGAGAAGUCUGUCGCAUCUCUGUAUUCAAUCCUCCUCCGAGACUUUAACAAUAUCCCUGAUGCUAGCACCGUGGAGUGGAUCUUGUUCGGCUUUUGCUAUUGCAUAAGCACUGGGCACCGAGAGGCUUUUGUGGCAGCGUACCUUGAGCUCGCAAAGAACGGGACUCCACUUGAUCAGAUAGCCAAAGCUUGGGAGACUUCAUCGCUCCAGCAUCUAAAGAAGAGCCAAGGAAUUGAUAUUUCAUUACUUAACGCGGAUAUCGAUUAUUUUCAGCAAUCUUCAGUCGACGAGUUCGGAAUAUCGUCUCAUGGCCGAGGUCAAGCACGCCCUUUCUGGCUCGUACUGUCUCUUCUUCCGGCCCGCGUGCCAAUUUCACUCGAAGUACGAGACACUCCUAAGUAA
This is a messenger RNA of Cladophialophora bantiana CBS 173.52, 1308 nucleotides long. RefSeq lists its product as uncharacterized. Bases 1 to 1308 code for a protein of 435 amino acids. NCBI's taxonomy places the organism in Eukaryota, Fungi, Ascomycota, Eurotiomycetes, Chaetothyriales, Herpotrichiellaceae. The transcript is spliced from 2 exons. The record is from RefSeq and is a predicted model, not a curated record.